CAAAGACUGCGGUUUACCUUCGAGAACGACGAAGCGCAGCCGCAAGGACGAAGGCGGAUCCCUGAGCGCUCAUUGGCUGGCGGGCAGAUUUGAAACGCAACGCGCUCCAAGUGACGUAGAGACCCUGUACGAGAGAAACAACCGAAACACCGUCUGCAGAGCCGGGAGAAGUACAGGAUUACCAUGGAGACUGUUGGGGUAAACCUGCACAUAUUACUGGAACCGUUGAUGUCCCAGAUUGAAGUGCUCAACAAUGAGUGCAUUGAGCCUCAGUUUAUUCAGAUGGCUCUCAACUUUGACGAGUGCCGUCGGAAGUGGCUGAGGCUGGAACAGGACCUGGGCUCCUGCCAGGAGGUGCUCGCUAAAACCCAGACAGAAAGGGGAUCGCUGGAGGUCAAACUCAAGCACGCCCGCAAUCAGGUGGACGUGGAGAUCAGACGGCGACAGAAGGCAGAGGCAGAGUGUGAGAAGCUGGAUCGUCAAAUCCAGCUGAUCAGGGAGCUUCUGAUCAGCGAGGGUUCCUCCAACAGCAUCCAGCUGAAUGAGGAGCAGCGCUCCGCACUCGCCUUCCUCAAUGCAAGAUCUCACGCUGUACCGAACAUGAACACCAGCCGCAGGCUGUUGACCAUCGAUGAGUCUGCAUCCAUCUUGUCAGACAUCAGUUAUGAUAAAACCGACGACUCACUGGACUGGAACUCUUCGGCCGCCCCCGCAAUGCGACUCAGGAAACGACAAAAGAGGCGCUCCUCUAGAAACCAGGUCGAUGGCCCUCCCAUGAUCGCCAAGAGGUCUCGCUCGGCAGGCAGGAAGUCCCACAGGUUACAGGAGAACGAGUCUCUUGUGGCCAAAACCACGUUGACGGUACCGGCCGGCGGUGGACCGGUGGAGGCCGUUUCCACUAUUGAGACGGUCCCAACACCAUAUUGGACCCGCAGCAAGAGGAUAACUGAAACCAUGGAAUGGGACUCUAAGUCGGUCCAGUCAGUGGAGAUCUUCAAACAGCCCAGUGUCCCCGAUAGGGUGACGCGAGCGGAGCCAAGUACUCCACAAAACACUGGGAGCAUGCGUGUCCACGAGUUUGUCUCCAAGACGGUCAUCAAGCCGGAGUCCUGCGUGCCCUGCGGCAAGAGGAUCAAGUUCGGGAAGAUCUCCCUGAAGUGUCGCGACUGCAGGGUGGUCUCCCACCCGGAGUGCCGCGAGCGAUGCCCCCUGCCGUGCAUUCCCACCGUGGCUGGCACGCCAGUCAAAAACGGCGAGGGAACGCUUGCGGACUACGUCUCGGUCACGUCGCCCAUGAUCCCACCGCUGGUGGUCCACUGCGUCAACGAGAUUGAGCAGCGGGGCCUGAAUGAGACGGGACUGUACCGCCUCUCUGGUGCCGAGCGCACCGUGCGGGACCUGAAGGACAAGUUCCUGCGCAGCAGAACUGUUCCUCUGCUCAGCAAAGUGGAGGACAUCCACGCCAUCACCGGCCUCCUCAAGGACUUCCUGAGGAACCUGAAGGAGCCCCUCCUCACCUUCCGCCUCAACAGAGCCUUCAUGGAUGCAGCAGAGAUCUCAGAUGACGACAACAGCAUAGCUCAGAUGUACCAGCUCAUCAGCCAGCUGCCGCAGCCCAAUAGAGACACGCUGGCCUUCCUGGCGGUUCACUUCCAGAGAGUUGCUCAGAGCGUGGCCACCAGGAUGGACGUCAGCAACCUGUCUCGAGUGCUGAGCCCCACGCUGGUGGGCCACGCGGUGGCUAACCCCGAGCCCAUGACCAUCCUGCAGGACACCAAGCGCCAGCCCAAGGUGGUGGAACGCCUGUUGGCGCUGCCCUUGGAGUACUGGAGCCAGUUCCUGAUGGUGGAGAACGAUCACCCCACAUCCAACAUUCAAAUGAGCAUGUUGGGCCCGCUCACCACUCCAGAGCACCAGCUGAAUAAGACGCCCUCCUCCAGCUCUCUGAAGCAGCGUGUGAAGUCCUCCCUGACGCCCAGUUUUGGCAGCAAGAGCAAAUCUGCAGUGGGAUUUUCUCGGCCGGGCAACUUCUUUGCAUCGCCACUCCUUAGGUAAUCCUUAGGGGCCUUCUUCAGCUUCUUCGAACCACAGAGAUCCUAGCAAUGCUUGGAUCACGAAAAGAAUACUACAGUGUUCAGUGACCUAAUAUAAGCAGCAUUUACGUGUUUUCAACAAUGUCCUUGAAUAUUUUGGAUAGAUUUCUUUUAUUUCAGACUUCUAUGUAUAUUAUUUGUGAAAGCUUUAUUUUAUAAUCGCCACGGUAGGUUUGGGUUUAUGCACACCUAUCAUUGCUUCUCAGUCAUGCAGGAUUAUUUUGAAUUUUGACAUGUCAUUUGAAGACUACCUUUUUGUUUUUGCAAGAUGUUCAACUCAUGUAUCACUCAGAAGUUGAUCCACAUUUAGCAUUUAAUUCAAAAUGUGUAACCGACCAGUUGACGAGUUUUAUAUUUAGUUUGUAAUGUGACGUAUAAGACAAAUGUAAUGAUUCAUAUCUGUUUAGUUUCAUUACCGUGUUUAUGUACUGUUUAAUGUUACUGCCCAUUACACUGUUCUCUCAUCGUACUGUUAGAUGCUAAUUUUAGUAGGCGAGUUAAACUAUACAGCUUAUCUUGGUACCAGUCUAUGCAAAUGUGCUUUAGAAAACUAUUAGUUGCAGGUUUUUUUUUGUAUUUGGACCCAGAUUUAGCAUUAACCAUGGCCGAUUGUUUAGCUCUUUGUAGGGCUGUGGUUUUUGUUUCAUGAGGUUAAUUCUACAGCCAAAAUAUGAUUUGGGAAUUGCAAGUAUUUUUUUAUGCAAGUACAUUUUCAAUGCGAAAAACCUUUUGUAAAAUACAUUUCUACAACUUUA
Messenger RNA from Gadus macrocephalus (Pacific cod), 2848 nucleotides. RefSeq names its product Rac GTPase activating protein 1 (gene racgap1). The record is from RefSeq and is a predicted model, not a curated record. The transcript has 17 exons. NCBI's taxonomy places the organism in Eukaryota, Metazoa, Chordata, Actinopteri, Gadiformes, Gadidae. Gene Ontology annotation, biological process: signal transduction. The coding region runs from base 184 to 2055 and encodes 623 amino acids.